AUGUCGGCCAUGAUGGCUGGAAAGCGAAAGUACAAAUCUGGGGCACAAAAGAGAGCCGAUAAAAAGAAAAAAACGGAGAGUUCUUUAUCAAAUACAAGUUGCAUAUCAACAUUUCUUCAAAUGAAAGAUAAUGUCGACAAUAAUGAAGCCCCACGUCUAAUAGCAGUAGCA
Molecule: messenger RNA, 171 nt
Organism: Paramuricea clavata
Lineage: Eukaryota; Metazoa; Cnidaria; Anthozoa; Malacalcyonacea; Plexauridae
Source: the annotation of a GenBank genome assembly